Molecule: messenger RNA, 3051 nt
Organism: Coregonus clupeaformis (lake whitefish)
Lineage: Eukaryota; Metazoa; Chordata; Actinopteri; Salmoniformes; Salmonidae
Exons: 4
Coding region: 667-1239 (190 amino acids)
Biological process (GO): spermatogenesis
Cellular component (GO): cytosol; nucleus
Source: RefSeq, a predicted model, not a curated record
CUGGCAUCACCAACACACUUACAAGGAUAAGGACCCAGAGGGGGAGGAUGAGGAAGAAGCAGUGAGCCCUGUAUCCAAGUGCCAGGGCUGGAGCCGAGAUGACUGUGCUAUAACUGUUACCCCAUUUUACACAUAAAUGACCAAUACCUGUAUUCAAUUUCGAUUUAAUCCAUUAAUUUGAGUUCAUCUCUUCACUUAAAAACACUGUUCUGGUGGUGGAAGCCAAUAGUCGUAAAACACCAUAGAACUGUUAUGAUUAUCAUUCUAGAGCUUAUGAAAACCUACUUAGGAUUUACAGUCGUGUUUACAGUAGAGCCCGACCGAAAUUGGCCUUUUAGCGCUAUAUCGGUAUCGUCCGAUAACUCCGCCGAUAAAUGGAAAAAGGGGAAUCUCAUGCCUAUCUGAACGUUUGCGGCCAUUUUCAUGACGUGUCAUUAUUGUCACAAUGUAUGAAAUCAACAUUUGAAGCGUAGUAAUUUGGAAAAUUGCUCUUUUGGAUGGCAAUUUAUGAGAAUUCAGUGGAAGAAUGACACUUUAUAAUUUCCCUGAUGUAAACGGUAUAUCGGCAGAUAUAUCGGUAUCAGUAGGUUUUGCCCCCAAAAAAGUGGAAUCUGUAUCGGACCCCAAAUAAACAUAUCGGUCGGGCUCUAAUUUAGCGGUGCUCUGAUGUUUGUUUGUGUUUGGGUCUCCCAGGAUGUGAAAGUGAAGAAAGUCAAGUCCAAGAAGGAGAAGAGGGAUAAGAAGAUGUUUUCUUCUCAGGAUGACGAGCACUUCCUACUGACAGGGGUCACACUGGCCGAUCGCAGAGGGUCCCACAAGAAGAACAAGGAGGAAGGGAAGGAGAAGAAUAAGCCAAUCACAGAGAAGGGCCACUGCUUCUGGGACAGCGUCACCAUGACGAUGAGGCAGAUCACGCCCACCAGGAAACUGGACAAGAUGGAGGGCUGGGAGCCACCGCAGUUGGCCGACCCAACCGAGACACCCACCGACGAGGCAAUGGAGGCUCAGAGUGGGACCAGGGACUCGCCUGUGUCCUUCCCCCAGGCUCUGGGGCUCCCGCUGGGUCUGCCCUCUUGGGCAGGUCUGGGUCUAGAGGAAGACUCGUCGCACUACGCCAACCUGUCAGAAUCACGGGAUUCCACGGCUGUCAGGUGGACGGCCCUCGCCAAAGGCAAGCUGGCCGGAAUCAGGAGGCGGAGCCGAGGGAACGUGUCGGAGACAUGGGAGGGGUUUAAAUAAAAGCUGUACCCCUUACUUGCCAGCAAUCCCUCCCCCUCACCUCUUUCCUCAAAUCAAGAGGAGGGAAAAAGACAUGCCUGUCUGUCUCUGUGCUGCUUAAAGAACUGAUUUUGUAUUCCUCCAUUGACAUUCUGAGUGCAGUCCUGACUUUUCCGUACAGCAUAGAUGAACACAGCCCAUAUAUCCCUAUGACUGCUCACUCCAACAACAUAGCAGAUGAACUUACAAAGCAGACAAGGUCACUAAAAUCUAUUAUUGUUGACUUUGUGUUGAAAUUGUGAUGUUUUAAUGUUGCAGAGACAUUGAGCCUGGGAAUACAUUAUGCUAUGUUGAUCUGUUUGAGUGGACUGGUUUGUCAGUGUAGAGAAAAGGGUCACCAUCUUGAAAAGGAUGUCAUAGAUAAGAGGUUGGAAAGUAAAAAAGCAAACACAUGAAAGCCUUACACUACCUUAAACUGUGCUAUCCACUGGUCUUUGAACAUUUUAUAUUAUCAAGCCAAGAGAAUGAUUUCCAAAAGAGAUAUUUUGUAUUGUUACAUAGGCAUUCAUGUUUUAUGCAAGACAGUAGUUUGAGAACAAGACCAACUAUACUACUCUAGGCCUUAUUUAAAGAGAAGUUUUCAAUGCUGUUUGCCCUCCCUGGCCCUGCAGUAAAUAUCUAUUGGGAGAGGAAUGUGUCAGAGGCCUUAGCGUCUAAUAAGCAUAGCUAAAAGGCUUAAAAUGCUUUGUCCAAUAACAUGUAAUAAGCCUUCCAGACUCUGAACAAUAAGUGUGUGUGUGAGCGAAUAUAGGCUGCUGAAUCUGGAGUAUUGUUAAUGAAUGAUAUGAUCCAAAUGUUCUUGUUACAAACCCAGCAAAUGGCAGACCACUGGAGUGUCAUGAAUACUGUACAGUCAAAUCUGAUGAUAAGAAACAUUUUCCAUGCAAUAAGAGGACUGAGCUCCAUUUUCUGCAUGCAGUCUGUGUGCUGUUUCCCUGUUUAGACAACAAGCCAUGAUGUGCCUUUCCCUACAGUAUGUGUUGUGGCAUGUUUCUCUGCUCACCAUAUUGGAAUAGACUACUAGUACACCAAGCUCACCAUGAAGAUCAAAUGAUGUGAUGGGCAAUCCCAGCAUGCAUCACUGCUGCACCCCUCCCUGGUUUUGACUAAAUGGUUUUCAGCUAUGGACAGAAUUGACUUUUUGUAGCAGGCUAGGAUAACUUACACAGCAGGUUAGGAUAAUUAGGUUAAGGUUAGGUAAAGGGUUAGAGUUAGCUAAAAUGCAAAAACUCUCCCGGCACGACUAGAACAUACAACUUUUUUACCGUAGCUGUAUACCAUCUAGCCACAAACCCUCCCUUCUCAUUCAUGGCCAUGGGAAACUUCAUGGUUUCCAACAAUUUUGCCAGCAGCAGCAGUGCUUUUGGGACUGGGACAGAAACGAAUUCAACAGACAUUGUUAACAUGAUAUCUGCUGUUGUAUGUGCCUGUGUGAAUGUGUGUGUUGGUGCUUGAAUAGGAUAGCUGUGAGUUAUUGAAGAAUCAUUUUAUUUCAUUUUCAUAGCAAAAACAGUGAUUUUUUUGUGUCUGAUUGCAACUGUAUAUUUAAUUCCAAACAGAAUCAGUCUUUCCACUUGUAGGUGGUUAGACUUGGACAAUCCUUUCAUUUAAAUCUGUGCCUUUUUUCUUUAUUUUCAAAUCUACUUAGUCCCUUCUUCCACAGCCAAGUUUGUGCACAGAUACGGGUUCCUUGCCAACGAUGGCCGUUAGAGCUUCUAUAUUUACUAAAAGGAAGGGUCACAUUUGUUCACAAGAAUAAAGACCUGCCCUGCC